AUGAUUUUUUUCUUAUUUAUAAUCUCAAUUGAUUAUUUUUAUGCUAUAAGAAAUAUCGAGAUAACUUUAGGCCCAUUAACACAAUAAUCAACAACAUAUGUAAUUUAUUAAGACGAAUAACUUAAUUAAUAAUUUAAUUUAUAAUAAACUUGUUGGAGCAAUUGUUCACCUUUAGAUCUAUUAUACAUAAAAUCAAAUGUAAAUUAGAAAAUAGCCUUCACACCUUUAAAUAUCAUUAACACAGGAGAUAGAGAUUUAGUAAUAGACUCAAUAGGUUUAACAACGUAGAAGGGAUAAACUUUAAAAAUAUCACUAAGUAAUAAAUAUUUAUAUUAGAUAAUACUAAUAAUAUUUUAGUGAAAAAAAAUGAAAUUGGGAUAAUAAAUAUUCAAUAUAUUUGUGAAAACAAAUUGACAAAGGAAAAUUAUUGGGCUGUCAUUGAUAUAACUCUAAAAAUAUAGAAAGAAUAAUUAAAGUUUUCAUAUUAGUAUAUUUGUGAUCCAAAUUUCCAUCCUAAAAGAUUUGACUGGAGCUAUUUAAUUUUGAUAGUAAUAAUGUCAACAUUUGUACUUAUCUUAUCAAGAUAACAAAAAUUAAGUGCAUUUAAAAUUACUUAUUACGAUAACUAAAAUAAUAAAAAUGUUGUAGUUUUUUAAGGGUUUCAUCUGGGUUUGAAAAGUGCUGUUUUUUAUAAUUUUAUAUUUUCAAUAGGUUUAAUUUCAGCAUAUAUAUUUGAAAAAAAAGUAGAAGAUUUUGAAGAAAACUUAGUUCGAUUCUUUUGUUUAAUUUUUGGAUUUAUUUUGAUAAGCGAAGUUAAAAUUAAUUUAAAUUUAGAUUUUUUAUAAAAUAAGAUUCUUAAAAAUAAAAAUAAUCUUUUUUUUAAGAGCUUGUGAUAUAAUUGGUGUACUUAUGUCGAUUUUAACUUUACAUUUAUAUGUUGAAAAUAAUGAACCUUGGAUUGUAUAAAAAUUAAUUAAUUAUUUAGAUAAGUAACAUGUUAACAAUAUUUUUGGUUGGAAGUUCAAUCAAAUUAUUUAAGAUAACUAGUUUAAAAAAUGGCAUAACCUUUUUUGUUCCAUGUAUAAUAAUGGAUAUAUUAUUUUCAAUUUUUGGCAGUUUGUAUGUACGUUAUGAAUGGGAUAGUCUUAUUAUGAAAUAUUUUAAUACUCCUCUUACUGCUUAAUUUCCUUACUUUUAUCCCAUAUAUAAAAAAAAAUGUGGAUGGUUGUCAAUAACUUCUAUAUUAUUUCCAGCAUUUUUCUUAGCAUAUGCCCAUAGAUUUGAUAGAUAUAAAGAUUCAAUUAUUUAUAGACUUAUUUCCUAUAUUGGUUUAUUAGUAGGAUUAAGUUUAUGGUUUACCUUUUCUUCACUAUAUUCAAUACCAUUACCAGUUUCAUCAUUUACUCUUUUUCCAACUAUUGGAAUUUGUGCUAUCAUAGCAUUUUAAAGAAAUGAAAUUAAGAUAAUGUGGAAUGGAGAUUUCUACGAUCAGGUCUUAUUAAACCCUUGGAGGCAUUAAAUUGAACCAAAAGAAAGAUAAUCAAUCCAUAUAAUAGGUCAAGAUAUUGAACUACCAAAUCUUUUAAAAUAAGAAUAAUUAAAUUAGUAACUAUUAAGACUGUCAAAAGGUUAAGUCAAAUUUGAUAAUGAAUUAUUUAAAGGAUUAUAAGAUUGA
This is a messenger RNA of Paramecium sonneborni, 1675 nucleotides long. NCBI's taxonomy places the organism in Eukaryota, Ciliophora, Oligohymenophorea, Peniculida, Parameciidae. The record is from the annotation of a GenBank genome assembly.